AUGCUACACGAGUAUCUGACUGAAAACGACUUUGUGCAAAACCCAGCUGAUCAUUGUGUUUACACAAGGGAAACAGAAAAUGAGAAAGUGAUCAUGAUAAUAUGGGUCAAUUACUUAAUUAUUGCUGCCAGUGAUGAAAAGGCACUGAAAGCUGUGAAGGAGAUGCUCACAGCCAAAUUCAAGAUGAAAGACAUGGGCAAACUGAAACAUUUUCUUGGCAUUGAUUUUUACCAGAGUGAUAACUGUGUGAGAAUGUCACAGAAGAAAUAUGUGGAGAAAAUACUUGAAAGGUUUGAUAUGCAAGAUUGUAAACCGAGGGCGACACCUUGUGAACAAAAAUUGAACUACACUGAUGAUGCAGAAAUGAUGACUGAUGUCAGAAAAUACAGAGAGGUAGUAGGUAGCCUAAUCUAUUUGACUACUUGCACAAGACCCGAUCUCAGUUUUGUAGUAAGUAAACUGUCACAGUACUUUACUGAGCUGACGGAAAAGCAAUGGGCUACUGUAAAACAUGUACUGAGAUAUCUGAGAGGCACAAUUGAGAAAGAGUUGUGUUACAAGAAAUGUGACGACGAGAAACUGGCGUUACAAGCGUACAGUGAUGCAGAUUGGGCGGCUGAUGUAACCGACAGAUGUAGUACAACCGGUUAUUGUGUAAGCCUAAACAAAAAUGGUCCUUUGAUUUCAUGGAAAAACAAAAAAUGUGACGACGAGAAACUGGCGUUACAAGCGUACAGUGAUGCAGAUUGGGCGGCUGAUGUAACCGACAGACGUAGUACAACCGGUUAUUGUGUAAGCCUAAACAAAAAUGGUCCUUUGAUUUCAUGGAAAAACAAAAAGCAGCCCACCGUUGCACUGUCAACUUGUGAGGCUGAGUAUAUGGUGUUAGCCGCAACACUACAAGUACAUCCAUUUGGUGUGGCGUAG
Molecule: messenger RNA, 927 nt
Organism: Amblyraja radiata (thorny skate)
Lineage: Eukaryota; Metazoa; Chordata; Chondrichthyes; Rajiformes; Rajidae
Exons: 1
Coding region: 1-927 (308 amino acids)
Source: RefSeq, a predicted model, not a curated record